Molecule: messenger RNA, 1080 nt
Organism: Oncorhynchus keta (chum salmon)
Lineage: Eukaryota; Metazoa; Chordata; Actinopteri; Salmoniformes; Salmonidae
Exons: 11
Coding region: 1-1080 (359 amino acids)
Source: RefSeq, a predicted model, not a curated record
AUGAGUAGGCCUACGUUCAGUAGUUUUUUGAAAGCGACCACGCUGAGAUUGCUCCGCGAGCGGCCGCUUCUGUGUGCAGCUGGCCUGGUGAUCGCGACGGGUUCGGCAGUCUACUUUCAUAACAAAUAUUACGGCGUCGGUGAGGAUGAACCGGCCACCUUGGAGAUCGUGGACCGUGUUGUCACGUUUGAAGAGGAUCAUGAUCCCACCCUGGACCAGGAGGACCCAGUCCUUGUUCAGUUUGUGGAUGAGGAGGUUGGGCAGCGUCCCUGUCUGGCUUUAGUCCCUUGGUCUGGACCUCUGUGGGUUCCCAGCUCUCUGACUUAUUACCUUACCCUUGCUGGGAGGAUGAUAGUGAGAGAGCUGGCAGUGUUAAACACACAGAUUUUCAUGAUGGAGCAGCCUAUUUUCUCCUGUUUCACUCCUGUAGGGAGGUUGGUGUGGGAGGAACUGUCUUCUCAAACUGAACAGCCAAAUAGUGAAGACUCUGGUUUUCCCUUUGAGAAGAUGCAGCUGGUUGGGAACUGGGGUUCGUUUCAUUUCCAUACCUGGAUAAUCCGUUAUGGACGAGUGCAGCAAAACGAAGAGGACAUGCAUCACCUGUGCAUUGUGAGGGGAGUGGAGAAACAGCUGUGGUGGAGCAGAGUCAUUCAGGAAAAAAUCCUGGACCCAUGGGGUAAUGUCCAGGUGGUCCUCACCAACAAGGAGGUGACUGGUAUUAAGUUCCUUGGUAGAAGGAUCCAUGGACUCAGGUCUUGCCUCGUCAAGAGGAGGUCAGAGUUCACCUAUUAUGAGGACGCCCAGCAGGUGGAUAUCUCCACCACAGUGGAGGGGUUCCAGGAGAGGGGGGAUGACAUGAUGACGUAUCAGUUCUCUACCUCUGACAUUAUCACCACCCCUCAUGAGCCGUCCUCUGGCUCCUCUCAGCAGUUCCCCCAGGAUUCUCCACCUCCCCCUCCGCCUCCCCCGUUCCCUUCCCCUCCACCUUACCACUUUACCCAGGACCAGACCCCUGACAGCACUCCUCAGGAGUUUGUGGAGGAGCAACAUAAUGUUGCAGAUGUGCCCCAGCUGUGGUGA